This is a messenger RNA of Cylindrotheca closterium, 1470 nucleotides long. The record is from the annotation of a GenBank genome assembly. NCBI's taxonomy places the organism in Eukaryota, Bacillariophyta, Bacillariophyceae, Bacillariales, Bacillariaceae.
AUGCAAUGGAUGAUGGUGCUGGCGAGAGUAAAGAGAUCUGCACCCCAACAAAAGGAUGUUUGCAGGAAACUGAUCAGUCGACUAUAUCACCAUUCUCAAGCCCAAGGAAAUUCAUCAUCUUUACGGCGACGCUCGUUCAAGUCUCCUUGGAGGACAAACAAUGCCGUUUCAUUGGGAUUAUCAACGUGUUUGAUGCUGGGAACGGCAUCAGUCGCGCACUAUUUAUCCUCCAACGAGCAGCCAGACAGCGAAGCAGAAUAUCUUCUUUUACGAAACUUUAUUAGCGGUCAGAUCAGUGAAGAACGUGGCUUCCAUUUUUUCCGACCGAUUCUACAAAAAGGAAACACAUCGCAUUGUGAAGCCAGUCACCAUGUUGCACACCAGCACCAGCAGCAGCACAUUCCAUCCAUCCUCUCGCCUACCUUACCCUAUCGAAUCCUACGACCAAACCCACACUUGGAAAUUGCUUUUUGUACUCGGACCCGCAAUCCGAUUUAUGUACUCGAAAAGGAUGUGCUCUACACGGCCAUGGACAAGGACAACUAUCACGCUGGUACUACCAGUGGUCGAAGCUUUCGACUUGGUCGGAAUCGAAGGCCGAAUUUCUUUGAAGAAAAAUCUAUCCCUACCAACAUGCGAUCCAGACCAUCCGAUUACAAGCACAGUGGUUGGGAUCGUGGACACAUGGCGCCAGCGGCCGACUUUAGUUCCAAUCGAACUAUCCAAGAUAAGGACCAGAAACAGCGGAUCGAAGAGCAGCUAAUAAAAGAGCAAAUGCAGACGUAUAAUUUGUGCAAUAUCUCACCACAGGAUGCCAGUCUAAACCGUGGCUUAUGGAGUAAGUUGGAAGCCUGGGUCCGAACAAGGAUUGUGGAAUUACAAGAGGAAGAUGCAGGUGAUUCAAUUGGACGUCGUCAGGUCCAUGUCCUGACGGGUCCUUUGUGGAUGCCUACACAUUUCUCCAAUAAUGAUCAUAAUCCUUCGGCUUCGCUGGAGUACCGUUAUCUUGGCAUUGGAAAACCACCAUCUCUUGUCGCUGUCCCAACUCACUUUUUCAAAGUUAUCGUUGUGAUUGCCAAAGACGAGAUCACUGGUAAUGGACACAUUGAAAAGUUUGCUUGCUUUGUCAUGGCCAAUCGGCCGACACAAAGUGACACAGAUAGCGAAACAAAGGACGAUCCAUCCGUCUUGCAAGACUUUUUGGUUCCAUGGUCGACAUUGGAGACUGUUAGCGGGCUGGAACUCUUCUCUCACCUCGUCGACGAUGACUUUAGAAAAAGGGCUGAUGAAUUGACCCUUGCUCAAGUACACCGGCGGCAGCGACAAAGUCAAUCGCCAAGAACAUCAGCCCUGGAGCUACUCGAAGCUGGCAAGGGUGCACUAAACAAUGGAGGACGGCGGCAACAUAACAAGGGAAAAGAAUUGGCGGCUUUGGAGCAUCUCUGCAAAGGAGGAAAAUGCCGAGUUUGA